GAUCUUGGCAUCCAAAACUAGAAAAUAGUUUGGUUUUAAACUCAAGCAUCACAGUUUUGUCAUAAUCUGCUCUGCAGCUGCACUGCCUGUUUGCUGACAGAAAACACCGAGAAACCCACACUUAAUAAAAUGUUCAGGAUUUCCAGAAGGCACUUUCAGAGAGUCUCUAUAAUAACGUCUUUGAUGGUGCUAAGUAUUGUCUUGGUGAUUCUGUCUUAUUCUUCUGAAGAUGUCUCUGACUCAGACUCCACCAUUCUUCAAGUUGAUGUCAGAAACUAUCAAAUUCAAUUAAAGUCCUUAGGCAGAACUUUCCCACAUGUUGACCGUUUUCCAAAAUGUGUAAUAAACACAUCGGCUGAACAGGUCAAGGACUUCCACUCAUUUCCUCCAAUUUCUAAAGACAUUCUCUAUUACCACCACUGUCUGCAUUUUCCAAUGAUACUCGACAUCCCUAACAAAUGCGGUGGAGCUUAUGGAUCAUCUGAUAUUUUCCUUUUACUGGUCAUUAAAAGUCCUGCUGUCAACUAUGACAGGAGAGAGGUGUUGCGCAAGACCUGGGCCGAGGAGAGAUUGUCUAAUGGAGUGUGGAUCCGAAGAAUCUUUAUCUCAGGAACAAUGGGUACCGGAUAUGAAAAGGAGAGACUGAACAAGCUUCUUCAGCUGGAGCAAAGGAAGUACAAUGACAUUCUCCAGUGGGAUUUCAAAGACACGUUUUCCAACCUCACGUUAAAGCAGACACUGUUUUUGGAGUGGUUCGAGAAAAACUGCCCAAACACCCAGUUUCUAUUUAAUGGUGAUGAUGAUGUCUUUGCCAACACAGACAACAUGGUAGUGUAUCUCCAACACUUUAAACGUAAUGGUGGAAGGAGGCACCUUUUUGCUGGCAAUGUCAUGCCCUAUAUGGAUCCCAUUCGCCAUCCACAGAGUAGAUAUUUUGUUCCAGAAGAGCUCUAUAGGCCAAACAUAUUCCCUGAUUACUGUAGUGGUGGUGGCUACCUUCUGUCUGGCUACACAGCUUUGAUCAUAUACAACAUGUCACACUCCAUCCCCCUUAUUCCCAUCGAUGAUGCUUACAUGGGAUUGUGCUUAGCUAAGGCAGGGCUACGUCCAGAGCAUCAUAUUGGGGUGAGACCAUUUGGACUAAAUGUUAAAGGAAAAAAUGUUGAUGAUCUUAAUCCUUGCUUCUAUAAAGAAAUGCUUGUUGUUCACAGAAUGCUCUCGGGUGACAUGUAUACCAUGUGGCACAGAAUUCAAGAUCCUGAUCUUAAGUGCUCCCCUUCCGAUCCCAAAAUGUAAAUUGGUAGAUAUUUUUAUUCAUCACAGCACUUUCAGUAAGAUAGAUGCCUCAUCCUACAACCACGUUUGAUUAGAAUUGAAUUAGAUUAGAAUCACAAAAUUUAGACUUUAUUGUGGAUAUGAAAUCCUAACAGUUUAAGACAUCACUAACGCUAUGAGUUGGAAUAUUAGCUUUUAGAACACUGAUUGACUUCUAUGUACCCCUGACUCAAAAGUAGUGUAUACUAGAUUUAAAAUAAAACAUAUUAAAGUAUACUUCCAGUUAACUUGUAAUUUUGUUAUUAGUGAAACACUUAAAACUUAUGUUAGUGUACCUAUACUUUGCGUUUACUAGAAAGUAUAUUGAAAGUAUAAUUUACAGUUUAUUUAAACUUUGAACCCAUAUACUUUUUUAGCACAUUAAUAGUACACUUUCACAUAUGCUAGUUUUUUGUGGUAUUUUUAUCCCAUUCCAUUGAAUCAUAAAGGUCAGCUUUAGUUUGAAUAGUAUAAGAGGAUUAUGGUGUAGGUUAACCUGAUUGGUAAUAUACAAUGUUAUUAACACAAUAUUACAUAUGAAAUUUACCCUAACCAUUACUAUAAUACAUGUGCCUUUGAAGUUAGGCUUAGACUUCAGCUUAGACAUACUUUAUUGUGGUGAGGAUGGUUGGGGGCAGGGGGGCACUCCUCAUCCUCCGCAAGAAGUACAUGCGCUUUUGUGCCCUUUUGAUCAGGGAGGUGGUGUUUACAGAAAAUUGAUUUACAAAUUGAUGUUCAAUAGAUAAGAGGGCAUAGAUGAUAUUCACUAAACAUUUUUUGUGGAUUUGUGGUGGUAGGACUACAGUUAAAGCAAAUAUUUUAAUUACUUUCAUAUAUAUUUGACGAUAAGGAACAACGGAUAAACAUUUUGUUUGUUUAAACAAAACAUUGUUGUAACAAAAACAAUAGGCCAGGUCUUUUUUUAAGUGUCUUAUAUUAAAUCAUUCUGUAGAUCUAUCUAUAAACCUUUAUGUAAAAGCCUAGUAGAUUUAGCAAGUUGUUCAUACCAUUUAAGGAGGAUACAUCUGAAUGGCUGAAAAUGCCAGACUACGUGUCAUUUGGUGACAGUAAUGCAUAGCUAAGUCUUGAUCAGCCAGAAGUUGCCACCAUUUGAAGAUUAGGAGACCUUUGAGAACAGAUGGGAUGAAUGACAAAAAAA
Messenger RNA from Cyprinodon tularosa, 2473 nucleotides. RefSeq names its product N-acetyllactosaminide beta-1,3-N-acetylglucosaminyltransferase 3-like. Gene Ontology annotation, cellular component: membrane. Bases 130 to 1296 code for a protein of 388 amino acids. Gene Ontology annotation, molecular function: hexosyltransferase activity. The transcript has 2 exons. The record is from RefSeq and is a predicted model, not a curated record. Lineage: Eukaryota; Metazoa; Chordata; Actinopteri; Cyprinodontiformes; Cyprinodontidae.